GUGCAGCUGCGAGCAUCGGAAAUUGUGUAUAGAGCCGUAAAAAUUAUACACACUGCUGGGUGUCUUACAUUGUUAUUGACUUAAUUAUACAUAAAUAAUGCCACAAUAAUGUGUAGGCCUUUAUCAGCAAGAGAAGCAUGCGUUUGCUUUAUCAGAAUCACAAGGAAAAAACAACAAUAAUUUUGCCUAAAAGAUUAUUUUCUUUUUUCUUGGGGCUUUUGCAUUUUAUUGUGAGUAUAUACGUGAACAGGGCGAUACAGACAGUUGGAACCUCUGAUUUCUAGACGGCGGAAACCACAGCCUCCAUCCUCAUGGAAGAAAAACAGCCCCCAGAGGAGUCCAGAGGAGGCGGCAGGUCCAACCGGGUCAGUGGGCCUCUCCUCCAGCCACCUGGCAACCACCAGUCCCACAGGACCACCAACUUCUACAUAGACAAUAUCUUAAGACCGGAGUUUGGUUGCAAGAGGAAGGACAAAACUUUUGUUCUGGAGGGAGAAGAUGUGGGAAAUAUCACAGGACGACAGCGGCUAAUGGGGAGGAAGGCUUCCAGAACUGAGAGCCAGAAGCCCGAUGGAGCAGGAAUUAAGGAGAACACGGGGGCAUCUGAGGACAGGAGCUCAAAGUUCAGGACCCCUUACCUUAUAACCAGCGACGUGGCUGUGAAGGGCCGAAGAGGCGACGAGGACCGCUGCUCGGCUGCUGCCGCCAAGCCGAUGCUGUGGCCGGCCUGGGUUUAUUGUACCCGCUACUCGGACCGUCCGUCCGCAGGUCCCAGAUCCCGCAAACCCAAAACAAGCGCGAGCCCGAGUAAGGAGGACAAGCGUCCCCGCACUGCGUUCACCGCGGAGCAGCUCCACCGCCUGAAGACGGAGUUCCAGACCAACCGCUACCUCACCGAGCAGCGGAGGCAGAGCCUGGCGCGCGACCUCGGCCUCAACGAGUCUCAGAUCAAGAUCUGGUUUCAGAACAAACGGGCCAAGAUCAAGAAAAACUCCGGGAGUAAGAACUCUCUGGCUCAGCAGCUGAUGGCUCAGGGACUGUACAACCACGCCACGGCCAAGGACGGCGACGACAGCGACUAGAGGGGAGCAGGCAAUAACUGUGAGCACCAGCAUCCACAACGUUUGUCACGUUUGGCUUUUUAUUGUGGUAAUCUACAUGUGCUGCAGGCCACACGUCCUCAGGGCUGCAAUAAAAACGCCACGUUCAAUCGGGUGGAGUCAUUUUCUAGCCCGUAGACAGGUUUUAGAACCAGCUAGGCUGUUUGUUGUUUGUGUCUUAUCUAUUUGUUAAAUCAUUAUUGUCCUCAUAAUUCCGAUGGAAAUGAAUAAUAAUAAUGAAUUGGGAAUUAGAACAUAAUGAGUGGUCGCCAUAAAUAGGUUCAGUUAUGUCCUUGUGUCUGUGUCAUCUUUUUGAAUAUGAUUAUGUUUGUGUCCACAUCCAAAGAUGUUUUCUGCUGCGUUCUAUAGGCUGCCAGUUAAAAUGCUUAGUCUACUUUAAUGAUAACUUUAAAUUUAGAUUUAGUUAAUGGGCCGUUUAUUUCUAAUGUUGUCACUUUAAGAGUUAAUCUCCACAAAUAAAGUCAAGCUUUUUAAAAUAUCCGUUGUGUUCAAAAGUCUGAACUCGUCUCAACCCCUCCAACAAUCUGCUGACUCUGAACGACACCAGUGUCAGACAGAGAGCAUUAAGUGGGAUCAGAAGCUGGUUUAACACUUCUCUCUCUCCUCUAGAAGCCUGUUUUCUGUUCGUGUGCCACAUUUCUGCUAAAUCGUAUUUUUGUGGACUCUGUUUUUUUCUGGUGUUCAGUUACACAGCGGAUGUUAAAUCUUCUUCAUGUUUCACAGAUAGCUGUUUAUUUAUGUUACAAAUGUAAUUGUGGCAUCAGAACCUUUACAGAUAAGAGACAAACAUAUAUUUGUAUUUUUCCUGAGUUGAGUUCUGCCGCAUAUCCAUUAUGUGCCUAUAGAUUAUAGCCUAUAAAAAUGGCAUGAUGAAUAAUGAAUUGCCGUUGAUUUAGGAGAAUCCCAUUCUUAACGUAAUGACUAUGAUUAUUCUCCAUAAAAUACUGAUGGUCUUCGCAACAGAGGCAUACAAUUUCAUCCCUACAUGCUAUCAUUCAUUGACAUUUAGGAGUUUGUGAUUUCCUAUAUAUUUUUAAAUAAAGUUUGAAUUUGCAUUUGGAUAUUUUGAAAAUUAAAGCCAUUUUAUUGUAAUUGUUGGAUUUUGAAGGACACGUUCAAGAAAAGUUUAGGAAUCUGCGAGUUACAAUAAACACAUCUGUCUUAUAAAUGCAAACGAAACGCAAAUACAUUUAUGAGCUAAAUAUGAAGCCAUUCAGAAGCAGCUACUUCACAGAAGCCUUAAACUGAUUUUUUUGUCAAUGGAUAAGCAGCUGAAGACUGACUUUUCUCAGUUCUGGACAUGUACUAUACUACAUAAGUAAUGUUUUUUUUUUUUUUUUACAAGUUCUCUUGAAUGUGUAUUAUUCUUGAUUAAUAAAGUAUUUAUGUCCAAACAGAUCAAAGGUUAUUACUGAUGUGAGAUAUUUAAAGGAAUUCAUCAUUUUCAAACUCUAUUAUUCUUUUCCCGGGGGAUUUUUUUAUCCUUAUGAUUCAUACUGUUCAUUAUUUUUUUUACAAAGGACUAGUUUAACUUGAUAAAGUCUAAAAAUGGCAACUUUGUGAAUGACAAGCCAAGCAAUAAUCACUGCAGCUUUAUUAAAUGAUUUAUUUUAUUCUUUGAGGCUUUGUAUGUGGCUGAUCCAGCAGCCAAACGAAUCAAGUCCAUCACAACGUCACAUGUCACUUCAAGUUAUUUUACCUGAAUAUUUAACUAAGGGGGCAAAACAGUGGAAUUAAAUGAAAUUGAGAAUAAGGAAAAAAUAUGGAAAGAGAUCCAUAAGAAAACAUCAAGAGUUGUCUGGUCUCAUCCUGGCAGCUGCAGCAAUGAAUGGCUGCAGGAGCUCAUCUGCAUUUCUUUUCAUGUGAAAUGCCCACUGAACACUGGGUGAGGAUGGAAACAAGCAGUGGGCUGGGUCUGUGUGGCUGUGGGUGUGAGGCUGGCACCCAAAGGUGUUUUCAGUUAAAAAUGAAUGGCUUCACA
Molecule: messenger RNA, 3102 nt
Organism: Betta splendens (Siamese fighting fish)
Lineage: Eukaryota; Metazoa; Chordata; Actinopteri; Anabantiformes; Osphronemidae
Product: homeobox protein engrailed-2b-like
Exons: 2
Coding region: 312-1082 (256 amino acids)
Biological process (GO): regulation of transcription by RNA polymerase II; multicellular organism development; neuron differentiation
Cellular component (GO): nucleus
Molecular function (GO): DNA-binding transcription factor activity, RNA polymerase II-specific; RNA polymerase II cis-regulatory region sequence-specific DNA binding
Source: RefSeq, a predicted model, not a curated record